AUGCGGUGCAUAUCUAGCACCAAGUGGCAUGCACUAGUGCAGGACUGGGUUAUAGUUCUAGUUGAGAAACUCCCCCUAGUCUCGGUUGUCCUGCUGCCUCGGCCACAACAAGCGUUGUCGCGGCUGCGUCGGGACAGUGGGCACCUCCGUCCGCGCGAGAACCUGUCCUCCCUACAGGGCCCUCUGAAUGUUACUUCUACUUGUGCUUCUUUCGCCGAGAAGAGGCCGGUUCUUGUCCAUGCCACGGCAGAGGGUUCUGAGGCUGGUGCGGAGCAGCCAGAAGAGCCGAAACCGGUGACCAAGAUCGAGGACAUGCCGCUCGAGUCGAAGCAGAAGAUGAUCAUGGAACAGAGGGCGCGGAUGAAGCUUGCCAAGAAACUGAGGCAGCGGCGCAAGCGGCUUCUCUGCAAGAGGAAGCUUAGGAAGAAGGGCAGGUGGCCUCCGUCCAAGAUGAAGAAGCUCAAGCAUGUAUGAACAGCGUCAAUGUUGACAGCCACUCUGCCUUGGCUCUCUGUGUUGUGGUUGCCCAGUGUACCAAUUUUUCUGUUCAGAAUAUGAGACACGAUACCUACAAAAUGUAAUUCUGUUUUUCACGUAAUUGAAUCUUCUUACAGUCUAGCCUA
Sorghum bicolor (sorghum) is the source of this 623-nucleotide messenger RNA. RefSeq names its product 50S ribosomal protein 5, chloroplastic. Lineage: Eukaryota; Viridiplantae; Streptophyta; Magnoliopsida; Poales; Poaceae. The transcript has 2 exons. The coding region runs from base 1 to 474 and encodes 157 amino acids. The record is from RefSeq and is a predicted model, not a curated record.